AUGGCUGCACUGUUGCCCCCUCCAAAGCGCCAAAAAGUCUAUCAUGGCAUCCCAGAACCAGUGCCAGAGCUACCGGCGCCGUCUCCAAAUAUCGUCGUCCAAUUCGUCUCUGAAGACGAUGGCACAUCUUUAGCACCGGCCAUCAAUUUACCUGCGAACGUCUCCAGAGAGGACCUGCAAGUCCUGAUCAACAGACUCACCUCCAAAGACGACGACCCCGUCCCUUUCCAAUUCCACAUAACGUUGCCGGCAGACGCUACAAGUGGGGGAGAGCCGACGAGAGUUGUUAUAACAAAAUCGAUUGAGUCGGAUGUCCUGUCGCACCCCUCGCAGUCUUUCACACCAGAGGACGUCUUUGUGGUCCAUUGCUCACCGCAGUCUGUGUUUCGAGUGCGGCCGGCGACGCGAUGUUCAUCAACUUUGUCUGGACACACCUCUCCUAUAUUGUGCGCGUCAUUUUCCCCCACCGGAAAUCUCCUCGCGACUGGUUCUGGGGACGCCAACGCGCGUCUAUGGAAUCUGUCCACAGAAACACCAUCACAUACACUGUCGGGGCACAGAGGUUGGGUGCUAUGCGUAGAGUGGGAGGCUAUGGAGAGAAAACUAGCCACAGGCGGUCACGAUAAUCAGGUGCGUAUAUGGGACCCUAAAACCGGGAAGCCGAUCGGAGACGCUCUCAAAGGACACACAAAAUGGGUCACAUCCUUGUCAUGGGAGCCAAUACACAUAAAUCCCGCCGCGCCUCGCCUUGCAUCAUCUUCAAAAGACGGCACCGUCCGUGUCUGGUCCCUCCUUACCCGCCGAGUCGAGUAUACCCUCGGCGGGCAUACCGCGAGUGUAAACAUUGUACGAUGGGGCGGUGGGGGGCUGAACGGCAAGGGGGUGCUUUACACUGCGUCCUCCGAUCGGACAGUGCGUAUCUGGGACGCAAACGGGGGAAGGUUAUUGCAUAUAUUAAAAGAUCAUGCUCACUGGGUUACGACGCUGGCGCUGAACACGGACUUCGUCCUUCGAACAGGCCCUUUUGACCACACCGGAAAGCGACCAAUAUCGGAUGAAGAAGCGCAAACUCGUGCAUUAGAACGGUACAACGCUCUGGUCUCGACAACGUCAGAGCUCAUGAUCUCUGGCUCUGAUGAUCACACUCUUUUCCUCUGGUCUCUAUUCCCCUCUCGCGCGGCAGACACCUCCAGCUCCGAGCAGGCGGCGGCAAACGGCGGCAAACUGAAGCCUCUUGCUCGUCUCACGGGCCAUCAGCGGCAGGUGUCCCAAGUCGCGUUCAGCCCGGAUGGCAGAUGGGCUGCCAGCGCCGCGUGGGAUAACAGUGUCAGGAUUUGGGAAGGUCGCACGGGAAAGUUUGUUGCGACGCUGCGAGGACACAUCGGUGCCGUCUACCGCCUCACCUGGUCUGCAGAUUCGAGGUUACUGGUUAGCGCGAGUAAAGAUACUACGCUCAAGAUCUGGGACUUGAAAACAUACAAGCUUAAAACCGACCUGCCGGGUCAUACUGACGAAGUGUACUGUGUCGACUUCGUUGCCGAUAAGAUCGUCAGUGGCGGGCGUGACAGAACGGUCAAAAUAUGGAAAAAUUAA
Molecule: messenger RNA, 1593 nt
Organism: Heterobasidion irregulare TC 32-1
Lineage: Eukaryota; Fungi; Basidiomycota; Agaricomycetes; Russulales; Bondarzewiaceae
Exons: 9
Coding region: 1-1593 (530 amino acids)
Biological process (GO): ribosomal large subunit assembly
Cellular component (GO): nucleolus
Molecular function (GO): protein binding
Source: RefSeq, a predicted model, not a curated record